Molecule: messenger RNA, 500 nt
Organism: Didymodactylos carnosus
Lineage: Eukaryota; Metazoa; Rotifera; Eurotatoria; Philodinida; Philodinidae
Source: the annotation of a GenBank genome assembly
AUUAUCACUGCAUAUACUGCAUGAAUACAAUUCGUUUUGUGAAGAGGACCAGCUGCGGAACGAUUCAGCGAACAUGUGCUGGGUGCUCAGCUACAUUAACAAGCAACUACUAACAGCUUUCCGAAAUGAUUGGUAACAAAAUGAACGCUCUUACAGUACUGUGUUUUCUCAUCUAUUUAAGAACAUUCGUUUCAACGAAACCAAGAAUUGAGCAAGAAAAUGUGACAGACAUUGUUACUGUUCAACAAGAUCGUCUGAAACGAGCAAUAGACAAUCACGGAUGUGAUGCUUUGGUUGAUAGCUGUGGCUCGAAAGGAGCCUGUUGCGAUGAACAUGAUGAUUGUUAUGCUCAACACGGAUGUACUGCAUGCAGUUGGAUAUGGUCAGAUUCACCUUGUGAUUCAUGCAAUAACGAAGUUAUGCAAUGUAUAACAUGGCAAAAUCCAGGACCAAGUCGAUGUUGUGCAGCUGGUAAUUGUGGACAGAAACGUCAGGGUUAA